AUGGCACAGCCUUCGUGUUGUGGCUGCUUUGACAACGACACCUCGGCGGAUUGCGCAGAUCGAACCUGCCCUGGACAGCCUUCUUACCCAGACCCGACAGCUAGACGCGGUCUACUUAUUCGUGCCGCAGGUCUUCGAACGCGAGAACACGACGUACAAGAUUCCUCGAUGGCUAACAUCGAAACUGUCCGAGCCACGUUUGCGAUUGGUGCGCUGCAAGGACUGGGGACCUGCAACCCACAUGAUGGAAGUGCUCCAAGUCGAGCGAGAUCCGGAGACCGUCAUCCUUCAGGUGGACGACGAUCAGAGCUACGGACCGCGGCUGCUGGAGAUGCUGCUACACGUGUCUGGCCCGGCACCCGGCCGAGCUGUUGGCGCCGCCACACAGCACGCGCAUCUGCACCUCAGCGGCGUCGUCUUGGAAGGCAAUCUCCAGUGGGAUGUCACUUCAUUUCAGAUGCAGCUGCUGUGAAGUCCUCUCAAUGA
Molecule: messenger RNA, 486 nt
Organism: Symbiodinium pilosum
Lineage: Eukaryota; Dinophyceae; Suessiales; Symbiodiniaceae
Source: the annotation of a GenBank genome assembly